This is a messenger RNA of Emericellopsis cladophorae, 2352 nucleotides long. RefSeq lists its product as uncharacterized. Gene Ontology annotation, molecular function: zinc ion binding; transcription cis-regulatory region binding; DNA-binding transcription factor activity, RNA polymerase II-specific. The record is from RefSeq and is a predicted model, not a curated record. The coding region runs from base 1 to 2352 and encodes 783 amino acids. NCBI's taxonomy places the organism in Eukaryota, Fungi, Ascomycota, Sordariomycetes, Hypocreales, Bionectriaceae. Gene Ontology annotation, biological process: regulation of DNA-templated transcription; DNA-templated transcription. The transcript has 3 exons. Gene Ontology annotation, cellular component: nucleus.
AUGAGCGUGGACGCGGCCGCGGCGCGCCCGCGGCUGGCGGCCUGCAUUGUCUGCCGACGGAGCAAGAUCAAGUGCGACUGGACACCUGGUGAGGUGCAGUGCAAACGGUGCAUCCAGCUGGGCAAGGAGUGCGUGCGGCCCCAUGUGCACGUCGGGCGGCAAAAGGGCAUCAAAAACAAGCGCGUAGGUCUCGACAAGGCGCUGUAUCAGAUUGAGCAGGUUGUGAGACGCGGCGGGAGCGGUGACACGUCCCAGUCGGGGGAUGGAGGCCGGAUUGUCGCGCGGCUCAAGGAGCUGCUGGACGAGGCGCAGGCAAGGGAGCAUCUCACAGAGUCAUCGGCAAGGACCAAUCAGCUGGACUACCAGCACAUGGACGAAUCCAGUGAUGCCGAGCCGCUGGCUGAGGACGGCAGCCAGGACGACUCCACGCCAGAUAUGCCACCGGCGAACGCAGACACGCUUGCCAUUGACGACGCGGAGAACCCGCUGCAGUUGCUGGCGAGAGCGUCGUACUUCCAGCCGCCUGAGGAGCCGCGGAGAAACGACGUCGGACAUAUGCCGACAGCCACUUUACAAAAUCAGCAGCAACAGCCGCCGCCGCCAACGCAUCAGCAUCAGCACACCCGGCAGCCGCCGCGCGCAAGGCAGCACACGCACUCGGACAAGGCAAAGGAAGCGCGCGAGCUGCAACAGUUCUUCGGGUCGGCGGCCAGCGUCAACCUGGACAUUGGCGACGACAUUGAUCCUCUCAGCCUGGGCCUCGUCACAGUCGAGGAGGGGGAAGCCUUGUUCCGCUUCUUCUACGAUAAGCUCGCACAUACACGAUGGGGCCUGGACCCCCGACUAUACACAUUGAGCUACACGCGGUCACGCUCCGCGUUUCUGUGCACAUCCAUCAUGGCUGCCACCGCGCUCUUCUGGGCCUCGGCCGGCGCUCUGUCCAAACGCCUCUCAACCCACGCGAAGAUGCUGGCCAACCGCAUCACGCCACACCGCCUCAAAUCCGUGGAAAUCGUGCUCGCCUACCUGAUCAACGUGCCUUGGAUGUUCCCUGGGUCGCACUCUACCAACGACGAGACGUCGGCGUACAUCAGCAUGGCCAUGACGAUUGCCAUUGACCUGAGUCUACACAAGGUGCUGAUGCCGCAGGACUUGCUUGGCCACGGGACGGGCGUGACCGUGGCGCGUGGCGAGUGUCUGGACCCCAAGACGGCAUUGGCUAUGGACGGCUUCCCGGACGUCGACCCCCUGUCGGAGCAGGGCACGCUCCUCCUCCGAAGCCGCGAGCGGUGUUGGAUCUCGCUCUUUGUUCUGGAGCGGGGCAUGUGCCUGGCGAGAGGACGGCCAUUCCUGGUGCCGGUCACGCGUCUGCUGAAAGACUGCGACAUUUGGCACAAGAGCUCGCUCGCGGAAAAGCAGGAUGGCCCGCUGCUGUCCAUGGCGGUGCUCCGGCGUGAUCUGGACGCGACGUUUGCGACGGUGAGGGCGUACUGCGAUGGGACACAGGGGGUCAGCAGCGAUGGCAGCCUUGCCGCGCAGUCUAUCGAAUCAACAAUUGAGAGCUUCUUUGACCAGUGGUACGCCAACUGGGGCGCGAUGAUCGGCGCAGGGCCGGAGCGGCGCUUGCCUCCCUACGUCGAGAUCCUCGUCACCCACACCCGUCUUUCCAUCUAUGGCAGUGUCAUCAACCAUCCCACGGCCCCUCUCGAAGUACGCCGUUUCUUCCGGACAGCGGGCCUGUCCUCCGCGCUGGCGGUCCUGCGCACAGCCAUUCAGGGCGAGGCGCAGCUGCAGUCGAUGCCCAACAACACGACAAUCAUGAUCUCCUUUGCGGCGUGCUUCGCGCUGACGCUGAGCGCGUACACGGCUGGCGGGUCGACGUUGGCGCCCAGCGUGCGCAAGCUCAUUGACGAGACAGCGAGCGUGCUCGAGAGGAUCGGCGCCGUCACCGAGCACCGCAACGGUCUCUCCAGUCUCUACGGCCGACACUUGCGGCAGAUUGUGCGUCGUGCCGCCAAGGGGGGCAUCAAGGAAGGCCUGCGCAUGCCAACGGCAUCGCCCUCGGUGCCGACAUCACUGGGUACGCCGCCCAUCGCGACAGGCGUUGCAGCUACACAACCAAUGGACCACCAGGCUGGUCCGCCUCUGCCGCAUCAGCAUCAUCCUCCGCUCCCACAGCAGCAGCAGCAGCUCCUGUGGCCUGAAACGCUGCAGUUCUCUACCAUGUCCGACGACCAGAUCAUGCAGGUCCUGAACCAGCCGGGGAACGACUUUGAGCCCUCGUUUGGUGGGCUAUCCUGGGACGACAUGAGCAACUUUGACUGGCUGCAUUGGCCCGAGUUCGCGAGCUGA